UUCACAAAACAUUUGAUGCUUCACGUACUUGAACUGACUGCAGUUAAAACUAGUAAACACAGUAGUAGUAGUGGGGUCUACGCCGUGUCAUGCGCAUCUCUUCAAACAAAAAUAAUACAGUUAAAAUUUAAAUUUUUUGAUCUCCAAAGUAACGAGCUGAAGAUGCCUCCUCAAGCCACGGACGCGAACGGUGUACUCUUCGAGGGGGACGCAGAGACCGAGGACGUGGCGCUAGCCAAGAAGCCGGUCCGCCAAGCCGCCGCCGUCAAGUGGGACUACAUAUGGCACAUGAUCGUCGUCAGCCUGUUCCUCAACGCCGCCGGGGUGUACGGCGGCUACCGGGCCGUGGUCUCCGCCAAAUGGCCAACCAUUCUGUUAGCUUACAUCUUGUACGUGGCGUCAAUUAUCGGCAUAGCAGCGGGAGCCCACAGGCUUUGGAGCCACAAGUCCUAUAAGGCUAAAUGGCCACUCCAACUCAUCCUUAUGAUCUUUCAUACGACUUCUCUCCAGUACUCCGUGAUAAACUGGGCGCGCGACCACCGCAUGCACCACAAGUACGUGGACACAGAUGCGGACCCCCACAAUGCUACACGAGGGUUCUUCUUCUCCCACGUUGGCUGGCUGAUGUUGGAGAAACACCCGGAGUACGAGCGGAAGAGCAAGCAGCUGGAUAUAAGCGAUCUCGAAAAUAACCCCAUAUUGCACUUCCAGCAGAAAUAUUACGUAGUCCUGGUCGCAAUUAUUUGCGUCAUGCUCCCCACUGUCAUCCCGGUCUACUUCUGGAACGAGACCUGGACCGACGCUUUUUUAGUGUCCGUGUUGUUCCGCCAUGCCAGCUGCUUAAAUGCAACUUCUUUAGUCAACUCCGCUCUACACAAAUGGGGAUACAAACCUUACGAUAAAAACAUGUUGGCUACAGAACUUUCAGUUCUCGAUCCGAUAAUAUUAGGUGAGAACUACCACAAUUUCCAUCACGCGUUCCCUUGGGAUUAUAAGACGUCAGAACUUGGUGGAACCUCUUUUAGGUUUACGACGGCGUUUAUAAACUUUUUCGCGAGAAUCGGCUGGGCGUAUGACUUGAAGACAAUUUCUGAUGAUAUUAUUCAGAAGCGUGUUAUACGCACUGGAGAUGGCUCGCACAACAUUUGGGGGUGGGGUGACAAGGACCAGGCUAAAGAAGAGGUGAAUGCAGCCGUAAGAAUAUACCCUAAAGAUGAUUAGGAAGGAUCAACGUGAG
This is a messenger RNA of Leguminivora glycinivorella, 1237 nucleotides long. Its product is annotated as acyl-CoA Delta-9 desaturase-like. Gene Ontology annotation, cellular component: endoplasmic reticulum membrane. The record is from RefSeq and is a predicted model, not a curated record. Gene Ontology annotation, molecular function: iron ion binding; stearoyl-CoA 9-desaturase activity. Gene Ontology annotation, biological process: unsaturated fatty acid biosynthetic process. The transcript is spliced from 6 exons. Lineage: Eukaryota; Metazoa; Arthropoda; Insecta; Lepidoptera; Tortricidae. Bases 16 to 1221 code for a protein of 401 amino acids.